AUGGCGGAAGAUGCGGCGGUCGAUUACACGCUGAACAAUCCCGAUACUCUGACGAAGUACAAGACAGCCGCUCAGAUCUCCCUCAAGGUUCUAGAAGCUGUUACUGGAUGGUGCCUCGAGGGAGAAAAGAUUGUCUCCAUAUGCGAACGCGGAGAUAAGUUCCUGGCGGAAGAAGUUGGCAAGGUUUACAAAGGAAAAAAAAUCUCUAAAGGAAUAUCUCAUCCCACGACUGUCUCUCCUAGCUCUUACAUUACUCCAUACACUCCACUUUCUACAGAUGCCGAGGAAGCGCCUACAUCAUUAAAGGCCAACGAGGCGGUCAAGAUUCAAUUGGGAGCCCAAAUAGACGGCCUCGGCACUAUCGUAUGCGACACGAUCAUCAUACCAGGAGAGGCCAAUAAGGAUGACAAACUACUCGGCCGGGAAGCUGAUCUGUUGCUUGCUACACAUUACGCAAAUGAGCUUCUCCUGAGGCUCAUGAUACCUCCCGGCCUCCUAGCUUCUGGGACAGAUGAGGAGAAAAAGAAAGCAGCAUCGAUAAAGCCCAUCACGCAGUCGAAGAUGACACACCUUCUCGAAAAAGUAGUCAAAAGUUACGGCUGCAACCUGGUUGAAGGGACCACGUCCUGGCUGUUCGAGCGAAAUGAAAUUGAGGGCAAAAAGAAGAUUGUCCUUUCUCCCCCAUCAGACGGCGGCAAGGGCGAAGGGGUUCCUGAGAUUGGGGAUGUUUGGGGCGUGGAAAUGGGUGUUAGUCUGGGUACCGGCAAGAUAAAGACGUUGGAAAAUCGCCCUACGCUACACCGGAGAACCACCAUCACUUACCAACUCAAAAGACCGAGUUCUAGGCAAACGCUUUCGGAGAUCGUAAAGAAAUUUGGGACUUUUCCCUUCAGCUUGAGGCAGCUUGAGGAUGAAAGAGCGGCCAAAGUUGGUGUGGUAGAGUGUGUGCGAUCAAAUGUUCUCCGACAGUAUGAGGUUGUAGCAGACAAGGACUCGGCUCCUGUCGCAAGACUUUUGACAACAAUUGCCAUCACGAAGAAUGGGAUCGUCCGUUUGAGCGCACCGCCAGCCCCAAGCUUGGAACAAUACAAGACGGAGAAGAAAAUCACCGAUGAAGAAAUCCUAAAGAUUCUUGAGCAGCCUGUAGCACGGUCGACCGGGGCAAAGGGUAAGAACAAGAAAAAGAAGAAGAAGCCGGCCAAGAAAGCAACAGAGGAGGAAGACGAGGACUCCAGCGAUGAGGAACACCACGCGCAUGACACCGCGAUAUAUCCCCUAAGAUCAGCUGCCUACCUAAUAACACUUGCGGUUGUCGGCAUUCCAUUCUCCGCCAACUCGAUGGCUUCUCAAAUGGCCUCGUCAAGGCACUUGCGGAGGUCUCGAAUGUCAAGCCCAUCGCACUCCUCUACGCAACACAACGUGCAUGUGAAAACUGAAGCCCACGUAGGCGACUUGAGUGGAGACAUGGAAGAAGAAUGGACUGAGCCACCUCUACGAGCACCAGCACCCAGCUUUGAAGACUACAAAGGGCUAGAACGGCAUGGUGUACUGGAGCAUAUGGCCCCUCUAGGAACUUUCCCAGGUCAGAAGGUCAAAACGAGACUGAAGCACCACGAGCCUACGCGGAGAAUAGCACAUCUAAAGAAUGGGGAAGCAAGAGGGGCAAGGGAGGAGGUGAACACUCCAGAACCGGCACCACCAGUUGGAACAAGACGCUCUGAGCCCCGCAAAACCGAAGAAAGGCUCGGGAAGGUCUCAUCAUCUCGAGAAAGAGACCAGGAUAACGACUACAAUCCAAAGGGUAGUGCAAAGACUACGACGAUUAAGGCAGCCUCAACACAAGCAGCACCUCUCGGAACCCCAACCUCACGCACGGGGGUCGGACAAACACGGUUACAGCAAAUAGUUGAGUCGGCUAUCGACCGAUCACGAGAGCUUGGAGACCCUGCGCUCGGUAUCGCUUUGAAGCAGCUGUAUGAGGAAAGCCUGAGGAAUAGUGUGGUAGCCGACCUUCUUGAAGCUGUGCUCUCUCAAAAGCCAACGUCGCAGCAAACUGCUGAAUUUCAGAGCUAUAUCAAAGCCGCGAGGAAGCAGAUUAGAGCUACUGAUGAUCCAGCGAAGCAGUUUAAACAUUCAGCAUCAAAAUCAAUUUCGAGGUCUCCAACUGCCAAGAGUGCCAAAGUGGGUGUCACACGCCACUCUGGUACCACAAAGGACCGAGCCAGUGCGCCUGUACUCAACAAUUAUGCUCCCAUUUCCAACAAUCGAUCUUCGAAACCAAAAAGCACUGAUAUGGAAAUGAAUGGAACCCCCUCCAAAGACGAGCGCCCCUCGAAACGAGUAAAGCGUUCGAAGAGUGCAUCAAGUGACUCGUCUCUCUCGUCAUUGGAUUCCGCUGUCGAAGACUUUGCUCCCGCCAUUGAAUUAUCAAUGCCCAGCGGAGCUAACGCUGUUACUCAUCAAGGACUGAACCAAGCUAAGCAGAAACCCGCGAUGGGGCCAAGAUUAGGAUCGUUCUCUACGCGACCUAUUGAUCCAUCUGUUAGGAAGCCCAUCACCCAACCUAGCCAUCUAACGCCGGAAGAGCUUAGUGCGAAGCGUAAGGAGAAAUUGACGCAGAAUUACCAAGACUACGUUGUUGGACACAGCAAGGUGCGAGCAGAUCCAAACCCAAUAAGACAGCCCCACUCGACUGCUCCUUUAGCCGUGUUGUCGGCGGAAGCACAGCAAGCACGAUUACGAAAUGGUGUCAACCAAAAGAGUAGAAGAGAUGAGCCAGAUUACCUCGACUCCCCAACAUCUUCUUCUUACGGCGAACUUCUCAUUCCGCCGCCGCCAGGUGCUUCCAGAGGAGCCACUCCGAAUCAGUUGGGUCGUCCAUCAAAGGGAGUUAAAAAAGCUGCACGAAUCAAGAUGUCUCCUCUCAAGAAGCGCAACGCUGUUACCGCUGGGAUCGGUCGCGCAGUAGAGUCCGAGAGCAAUGGAAACGCUUUCGGUUAUUAUGGUCGCAAUGAUGAUAGAGAAGAUAAACAGAACUCGGACGUCUGCACAUCCUGUGGUGGCCCCGGUGAGCUGGUCUGCUGUGAAGGAUGUUGGCGCGCCUUCCACCACUCGUGCUGGGACCCCCCUCACGGUAAAGAAAACCUUCCCGAGGGCGACUUCUACUGUUAUAAAUGCCGCGAUCGUCGCAACUUAUCACCGAACGCAACACCGCCCGGAGUCUUGGGCGGACUGUUUGGUGACCUUGUCAAGACAAAUCCCGUGGCUUUCAACCUUGCCAAUCCUGUCAGAGACUACUUUGAAGGGGUCAAAACCGGGGAGGAGGGCGAAUACGAGGAGGCUAGCACCGUCAAAGCAAAUAAAGCACGUGCUGGAUACGAAGAAGUCGCCAACAAUUUCAAGCUUCGAGAUAGCAAAGACAACACGGUCAUUUGUUUUCGUUGUGGCAAGUCUGCCCUAGACCACAAUGAGCUUGUCGCAUGUGACUAUUGCAAUCUAUCCUGGCACCUAGAUUGCAUCGAUCCUCCGCUUGCUGCUCCACCAGUGCGGCGCAACAAUGGUCGACCUCGCUUUACAUGGAUGUGUCCUAAUCACGUCGAAAACGAGCUGUCAGGCCUCGACCCUUCUCUUGUCAAAGGCUCCAAUCAAGUUCAACCAGAUAGCAGCCGCUCGUACAAGAUUCGUCGCCCCAAGAAAGCGAAUGUUGUCACGCCAGCUGUGCGUCGUGGCCUCAAGAACAACGGUCUCAUCGAGAUCGAGCUUGAUGUUAGUGAGGAGGAGACCAGGAUUGAGAAGAACGAGAAGGGAAAGGUGAUUUAUCGUUACCAAGAGAAUGGUAUCAAGCUGGACUUCAUUCACAAGGCGAAGCUAGCCCGCGAACAAGCGGCUCAAGCGAAGCAAACGCUGGCACCGGUUCAAUCUCGCGCACCUACCACUAUCAUAGUCGCCAAACCACAGCAGGCAUCGUUCGAUAAGCGUCCUUUCUCUGAGCGCAAAGCCGCCCUGAACCUUGCUCAACUGGCUCAGUCUGAUGCGACGCUCAAUCCAGACAAGGUCAAGAACCUCAUAGGCACACUCAUUGCUGAGGCACCCAUUGGAGUCGAAACUCUUUACAAUUCUGGAGAUUCUGCCGACGCCGCUCCGAGUGAGCAGGAGAAGAAAGAUUUGCAGGCAUUGAUUGAACUAGCUCGCCGCCGCCUUGAUGGUAGCUCCUGA
Letharia lupina is the source of this 4215-nucleotide messenger RNA. RefSeq lists its product as uncharacterized. The transcript is spliced from 12 exons. The record is from RefSeq and is a predicted model, not a curated record. NCBI's taxonomy places the organism in Eukaryota, Fungi, Ascomycota, Lecanoromycetes, Lecanorales, Parmeliaceae. The coding region runs from base 1 to 4215 and encodes 1404 amino acids. Gene Ontology annotation, cellular component: Rpd3S complex. Gene Ontology annotation, biological process: regulation of transcription by RNA polymerase II.